This is a messenger RNA of Laetiporus sulphureus 93-53, 290 nucleotides long. RefSeq lists its product as uncharacterized. Lineage: Eukaryota; Fungi; Basidiomycota; Agaricomycetes; Polyporales; Laetiporaceae. The transcript is spliced from 3 exons. The coding region runs from base 4 to 282 and encodes 92 amino acids. The record is from RefSeq and is a predicted model, not a curated record.
UCCAUGCGCUUCGAGGCCAUGCUUGAGAAGCGGUGGGAGGCUCAGCACAAAAUCCGGUUGUCUCGCUGGCGUUUCAUCUUGCUAUCUCCUGGCAUUCCGUUCUUUUUCGGCUUGGUUGGGCGGCGGAUACGCUGGGUUUGGCUCAAAAAGGAUUAUUCGCGACAGGCUGACAAGAUGGCGUCAAAAAAGAUUGGUAACCGUAUUGGUAGCCUUCUUCUCGACGGACGUUGUAGGACGAAGGUCGCCCCGCACACCUCAGUAAUGCAAGGUGGAAGAGAGUAAAAUGAGAC